Molecule: messenger RNA, 786 nt
Organism: Mixia osmundae IAM 14324
Lineage: Eukaryota; Fungi; Basidiomycota; Mixiomycetes; Mixiales; Mixiaceae
Exons: 5
Coding region: 1-786 (261 amino acids)
Biological process (GO): proteasome assembly
Cellular component (GO): cytosol; nucleus
Source: RefSeq, a predicted model, not a curated record
AUGACGACAAGCUCACUGCAGCAGACCAUGCCAUUCUUUCGUGGCUCGCCGGCUUCGUUCGAUCAGUCGACACUACUCCUGCCAGCUGUGUCAAUCGGCAAUGUGCCUCAGCUAGCGACAGAUCUACUCAUCCAUUCGCAUGCCCUCCAAAAGAUAGGAACGCUCUCUGCGAGAGAUCUCGUCCCUGUCCUGGGCUCUGCCGACUAUCUGCCCACUGCGGCUGCACCCAGGCGAGGCUUGGCAACAGCGCUCGAGGUCUAUGCCACGGCAGAUCACUCUCUCGUUACCCUCCAGCAGCGCUCGCCAGUCCUCAAGUCGAGGAAAGAGCACUUUGUGUAUGAGCUGUGCGAUUGGAUUGUGGCAUCACGCUUCAAACGGGUCGUCAUCCUGUCCAGCCUGAGUGCAGGCGCGCGGCGAGACGCAGAGCUUGCCUCACAAGCCUCGCCGUUCCGCUACUUCAGCCUCACAUCGUCCUCAGCAGCAUUGACACUUCAAGCGCUCUGCGCGAGGAUACCGUCUCGCGAUGCAGCGAUACCCCUUCUCCCUUCGGCUGGGCUCACACGAAGGUAUCUAGAAGCGCUCAAAGCAGUCGAGACGGCCGCAAUAUUGCUCUAUGUUGCCGAAGGCGACAAUCGUGGCGACGCUUGCGCAAUGGCCGAGAUGACCUCUGUGGUUCUUCAGAAACUCGAGGUCUUGCCGCUCGGUACGCCAGAAUGGCAAGAGCCAAAGAGCUGGCAUAGGGGUUUGUACGGAACAGAAGCGAUACCGGACGGGUUGUUCGGCUGA